Lacerta agilis (Sand lizard) is the source of this 622-nucleotide messenger RNA. Its product is annotated as E3 ubiquitin-protein ligase TRIM17-like. Lineage: Eukaryota; Metazoa; Chordata; Lepidosauria; Squamata; Lacertidae. Bases 44 to 622 code for a protein of 192 amino acids. The transcript is spliced from 2 exons. The record is from RefSeq and is a predicted model, not a curated record. Gene Ontology annotation, molecular function: zinc ion binding.
CUGGACUCUGCAAUCUGUAGCAGCCGCGUAGCUGUCAGCAGAGAUGGCCGAGGUUUUCCAGCAAGCUCUGACUUGUUCCGUCUGCCUCGAUGUGUUUACUGAGCCGGUGCUGCUUAGAUGUGGGCACUGCUUCUGCCAGAAAUGCAUCACAUCCUCCUGGGACAGCCGAGGGGGAGCUCCUAGCUGCCCUGACUGCCGGGCCCCCUGUCCUGACAGAAAUUUCACACCCAACCGCUUGCUGAGAAACUUGGCCCAAAAGGCAAGAGAGGCCCAAGACGAGGUACCCAAGGAGAAAGCGCAGGAAGACCCAGAAAAUCAUGGGGAGGCGCCGACAGACAGCAAAAGGCCAGGUGCUGAGCAGGGGUUGCUCUGCGCACAACACAAUUGCACUUUGCAGCUCUUCUGCCUCAUCGAUGAGGACCCCGUUUGUUUCUGCUGUGUGGAUUCGCCUGCCCAUGCCGGACACAAGUUCAGCUCCUUGAAAGACUCUGCUGAGCACUACAAGUGGAAGCUGGACAAGGUUCUGGGUUGCCUGGAAACCAGAAUUAAACAACAGGAGCAGCAGGAAGGAUGCCAAGAAGAAAACAUACGUUCCUUGAGAGUAAGAGGCAAUAAUUCCUAG